AUGUACACCCGGGGAGAAGCGGACUGGACUGAUGUAGGGUUGACGUCUCAGACAGAGGAUGACAUUAAGCUGGAGGACAACUUUUUCCAUCAGCCAGACUCGAAAAACAAGCCAUUGUUGCUGAAAAAUGAAAAGAUCCUCAUUGUGGACUGCGGGGCAACUCAUGUUGUUCUGGUUUCUGAAACAGGACAGAUUUUUGAGAGGAAUUACCGAGAACAAGCUGAAGCGGCACAUCCCAGGUUGCUGUCAAGUUUAAGUGACAGAAAAAUCAUUCAAAUUGCUUGUGGAAACCAUCAUUCACUGGCUCUUUCUAGAGACGGGCAGCUCUUUACCUGGGGACAGAAUACAAAUGGACAGCUUGGCCUGGGGAAAGGGGAGCCCAGUAAACCAUCCCCCCAAUCUCUGAAGUCUCUGUCAGGGAUCCCGCUGGCUCAGAUUGCUGCAGGGGGAGACCACAGCUUCGCUGUCUCACUGUCGGGGGCUGUGUAUACCUGGGGGAGGAACCAUGCAGGGCAACUGGGACUCGGAAACACCACAGAAAGAUUUAGUCCAACCCUCGUAAAGUCUUUACAGCUCAAGAAGACUGUGUUUAUUUCUUGUGGAGAGGAACAUACAGCCAUUCUUACUAAGGAUGGGAUAGUGUACACAUUUGGUGCAGGAAGUUUCGGGCAACUCGGACACAACUCAACAAGAGAUGAAGUCCGACCUCGACUAGUUGCUGAGCUGUGGGGGGAGAAAGUUUCUCAGAUAGCCUGUGGAGGGCACCACACUGUUGCUUACAUUUCCUCUACCAAUAAGGUCUACUCGUUCGGGUGUGGAGAGCAAGGGCAGCUGGGAACUGGACAGAAUAUUAAUCAAGAGGUUCCGGUUCCUCUAACACUAUCAGCAGCUAAUGAAAACACCCUCACUGUUGACAAAAUUGUUGCUGGAGGAAACCAGACAUUUGUGUUAUGCUCUCAAAUUGAGAAGCUUGAGCCUUCAGCAAACAUGUUCCCCUCAAGCACUGGUAAAGGGAUUUUCAGUAUCAAUGAUAAUUUGCUGGACAAAUGGAUCUCAGAAUGUGAGUCAAAAUGGAAGAACACAAAUAAAAAAAUUGCAUGGGUUUUCUCAUCUCCUUCUUGUCUUAAUGGGAGUUUUCUGGAACAAAGUAACGAUAAACACUUUAAAACAACCACUGAGACUGCAGGCAUGGACUUAUCCCUUGUGCGUCUUGCUUUUGAAAAGUUAGCAAAGAAUACGAAAGUGUUAAUGCAGGUUGAAUCUGUGGUUCUGAACAAGCUGCUGCCUUCUCUAACUGGGGCUCCAGCUGGAGUGGAAGCCUUGAGGGUUUACCUGAUUAUACCUGAACUCUUCAGAGCCCUCAAAACACCACAGAGUAUCAAGGAGGUAGCAUCUUCUCUAGCUGAAGCCAUUCUCAGACUACGGCCAAGCAGCAUACAAAUCCUUGAUGGAAGAAACAUGAAUGGAAAGAUACAUAUCAGAGAUACUUUAUGCUUUUCCUACCAUGCUGUGUUAUAUCCGAUUCAAACUUGUUUUAGAGUCCUUGUGGUCAAAGCUACCCAUUGCAAUCUUCAGGUUGGUUGUGACGAUAUACCAUUUUGUAUCCAACCGGUACCUUCACAGGGCGUGAACUCUAAUGCUGGUAACAGGAUUCAGGAGAAUAAGUUCUACAUAGCUGAAAUUGGACUUUUUCAGUCAGUGACAUUUGUAGAUGAAAACAGUGUUGAUCAUGGAGGACUAUCUCAGGAGUUCUUCUCUGUCAUCACCAGGGAGAUGCAUACAUUGGAACCUGGAAUAUUUAAACUCUAUGAAGACUGCAGACUAGUGUGGUUUAUUCCAAUGUCUGCAAAAAACAGAAACAGAAACAGUGACAUGUUCUUUCUGAUUGGAGUCCUUUGUGGAAUGGCCUUGUACAAUCGCUGUGUAGCAGAAUUCCACUUCCCUCUGGCCUUGUUCAAGAAGCUGCUGAAAGAAAAGCCCACACUGGAAGACCUGAGGGAGUUGUCUCCUACAGAAGCCAGGAGCCUUCAAACUGUUCUUGAUGAAGAUGAAGAUUCCGUAGACAGUUUAUAUUUGGACUUCACAGUUCAAGGACGUGAACUUGUGCUGAAUGGAAAAGACAUACUUGUCACCAAAUACAACAGAUUUCAGUAUGUUGAAGCAUACGUGGAUUUCGUGUUCAACAAAUCGGUCAAGAAGCAAUUUGAUGGUUUUAUGAAAGGUUUUAGAAAAGGAUGCCCCAGUAAGAUGUGGAAAAUAUUCCUGCCUGUUGAGCUUAUGGCAAUACUCAAUGGAAACACCAAAUACGAGUGGGAAGAACUAGAAAAGAAUGUAAAAUACAAAGGAUAUAAACCUACAGAUGAGAACAUCAGGAAUUUCUGGAAGGUAUUCCAUGAACUUGAUGAGGAGCAGAAGAAGCAUUUCCUUGCCUUUUUGACAGCAAGUCAGGAAGAGGAGGGAUGGCCAGUUUCAGCAUCACCAUAGCGAACAGAGAGAGAGAGGAUCCAGACGAAUACUACCCCGUUGCAAACACCUGUUAUCGAUUCUUGUACCUUCCCAAUUACAGCAGUGUGGACAUCUUGAAAGAAAAGUUCUUGCACGCAAUCACUUUUUAUGAAGGAUUUGGUGACUAUUAAAGCAAUCCUUUUUUGUUAUCCCUGCUACUAAUGUUUGAAAAUAACUUAGAUUACUGGUUUGAAAAUAUUUAGAUGGCCACUUUUGAGUUUACAUUCUCGUUUCCAAAUACUCCUUUUGAGACAUAAAACUGAUACUUAUUUUUGAAAUUGUAUUUUUGUUUACUAAUUACACGUCAUUUUUGUACACAACCUGUUGCUUGUUACUUCCCAGAGCAGUCUCGUGCACCAUGUGGAGCUGGUGGCUUCUGCCGCCCCUUCUAGAGAUCAAGCAGCUUAAGUCAGUUGACUUGUACUGUCUUACAGGCUGCUAAUAACUCUGGCUGGAGUUAAAAUAAAAAAUAGAAGUGUUUCGUUUACGAACGAUAUUGAUAUUUCCGAAAUGUAACUGUUAUUACUGUUUUUGGAGAAAAAAUGUCUCUUGUUUGUGUGUUUUCUGUCCUGCACAGAAGACGAGCACAGCGGGCUCAGCAGGUCUGCAUUAACUGAUUAAAAAUAAAACUUUGUUGUGUA
Molecule: messenger RNA, 3146 nt
Organism: Polyodon spathula (Mississippi paddlefish)
Lineage: Eukaryota; Metazoa; Chordata; Actinopteri; Acipenseriformes; Polyodontidae
Product: probable E3 ubiquitin-protein ligase HERC3
Exons: 21
Coding region: 1-2484 (827 amino acids)
Biological process (GO): protein ubiquitination; ubiquitin-dependent protein catabolic process
Molecular function (GO): ubiquitin protein ligase activity
Source: RefSeq, a predicted model, not a curated record